AUUUAUUUUCUGUAGGUGAGAAGUGAGUAAACAGACCUAAUUGGUUUUACUUGUUUAAGAAAUAGGAGUUUCCCAUUGGCAGAGAACUGUUUGCAAUUCUCUUUGUAGGAGGGGCUACAGAACUGUAUAACCUCAAGGCAAAGCUGCUGACUGACCUUAGCGUGAGUUAUACUGUGUACAAGUAGGAAAUCAGGCACGUGGAAACAUGUCUGGAAAACCCAAGCUGCACUACUUCAACGGACGAGGCCGAAUGGAAUCAAUACGUUGGCUACUAGCAGCAGCUGGGGUUGAGUUUGAAGAAUGUUUUCUGGAAACAAAGAAUGAUCUGACAAAGUUACAGAAGGAUGGAUCCCUGCUGUUUCAGCAAGUGCCAAUGGUGGAGAUCGAUGGAAUGAAGAUAGUGCAGAGCAGAGCCAUUAGCAACUACAUUGCAACGAAGUACAACCUCUACGGGAAGGACCUGAAGGAGAGAGCCCUAAUUGAUAUGUAUGUGGAAGCAGUAAUAGAUCUGAACGAGUUACUCAUGACCCAUACUUUCCAACCAGCGGAUAAAAAGGAGCAACAUUUUGCUACUAUUGUGGACAAGGCCACAAACAGAUACUUCCCAGUCUAUGAGAAGGUUUUGAAAGACCAUGGGCAAGACUUUCUUGUUGGCAACCGGCUUAGCAGGGCAGAUGUACAAUUACUUGAAACCCUUUUAAUGGCAGAAGAGUGCAAGCCUGAUAUACUUGUCAAAUUUCCCCUCUUGCAGAGUUUUAAAGCCAGAAUAAGCAAUAUCCCCACAAUAAAGAAAUUCCUGCAGCCUGGCAGCCAGAGGAAACCACCACUACAAGAAAAAGAUGUACCAAAACUGAUGAAAAUUUUCCACUGAGCAGCAACCAAAACCCACAGAAACUCUAUUUCAUUGUCUUUGUGUUUGCUGAUACUGGCAAAAUGAAAUUAAUUAAAGUAGCGAAAAAGUUUUCGAUCUCUCUUUCAUUAGCUACAGGGCUGGUUUUAGCCUACUGCAAACACUUCGAAGGUAAAUCUACAUGAGCAUACCAGCAAAUUAAAUAGUUCACUGCAUUAGGUGGUACACUGGACAACACAGGAUGUCUUAAAUUACUUGAGAGAAUACCUGAAAUAAAGUCUUACUACUGACACUCAAA
Messenger RNA from Harpia harpyja (harpy eagle), 1148 nucleotides. RefSeq names its product glutathione S-transferase-like. The transcript has 7 exons. The coding region runs from base 206 to 871 and encodes 221 amino acids. Lineage: Eukaryota; Metazoa; Chordata; Aves; Accipitriformes; Accipitridae. Gene Ontology annotation, biological process: glutathione metabolic process; xenobiotic metabolic process. Gene Ontology annotation, molecular function: glutathione transferase activity. The record is from RefSeq and is a predicted model, not a curated record.